Mobula hypostoma (lesser devil ray) is the source of this 4545-nucleotide messenger RNA. RefSeq names its product toll-like receptor 18 (gene tlr18). The record is from RefSeq and is a predicted model, not a curated record. The transcript is spliced from 3 exons. Lineage: Eukaryota; Metazoa; Chordata; Chondrichthyes; Myliobatiformes; Myliobatidae. Gene Ontology annotation, biological process: toll-like receptor signaling pathway; immune response; inflammatory response. Gene Ontology annotation, cellular component: plasma membrane. Gene Ontology annotation, molecular function: protein binding; transmembrane signaling receptor activity. Bases 372 to 2804 code for a protein of 810 amino acids.
CCAUUCACUGAGCAGGGUUUUGUGAAGUAUUUGAUCCUUUUACAAUGCGGGGAGGGUCGGUGGUGCAAUAUCCUGAAUAGCAAUUUUUUUCAAACUUCAGGCAGUCUUGUAGUUUUGUAACAAGAACGGUCGCUGCCUUCCGGCUCAGACACGGGUUAGCUCCUGUGUGGAGUUUGCACGUUUUCUCUGUGACUGGAUGCUGUCUGACCUGCUGAGUCCCUCUUGCUCGAGGUAUUUUGUGCCUGUUGCUUUGGAUUUCCAGCAUCUGCAGAAUCUUUCAUGUUCUUGAGAAGAUAUGAAGGCUUUGGAGAAAGUGCGGAAGAAGUUUACUGUAUGACACCAGAGAUGAUUGGGUCGGCCCUUGGCCAAAGAUGCCCACGGCCCCGGUGGUGAUUGGGCUGCCCGCGGUGCUGGUGUGGAUCACGGCGAUCGUAGCGUCGGCCCGAGAAAGGUGCCACAUCAGGGGCACGGUGGUGGAUUGCUCCGGCCACUCACUGUUUUGGGUCCCUGAAGAGCUGCCACAGGACACCCAGGUCCUCGACCUCUCCUACAACAGAAUAGCGGUCAUACAGAACCGGGACUUCGCGCGACUGUCCGAUCUGCGGGUCCUGAAGCUCAGUUACAACAACAUCUCCUGGUUGGACCCGGCUGCCUUUGCCUCCAAUCCCUGGUUGGAGGAGCUGAACCUCUUCAACAACUCGCUGAGCGCCAUACCUGGCACUGUUCUGGCCCCGCUGACGAGACUGGUCCACCUCGAGCUCUCCAACAACCUGUACCGUACGGCCAGUCUGAGCCCAAUCUUUGAGGACCUCUCCAACCUCCGAGACCUCUCUAUCGGGGGAGACCAGAUCCAGUCCCUGCGGAAGGGCGACCUCUCCCCGCUGAGCCGCAUCCCCCUUGACCGCUUCGCCCUGAAGACUGGCUCCGGCUUGAAGGAGUACGAGCCGGGUUCCCUCUCCGAACUGAGUUCGCGCACGGUGUGGACGGACAUCGCUGUGGACAGCCGGCCCUGGCUCCUGCCCGCUUUCCUGAAUGACCUCUUCCGCACACCGGCCACUUCGCUCCGUCUCCGGCGCCUCUUCGCGUUCACGUACUACACGGGCGACGAGGACCUUUUCCGCGGACUGCGGGAGUCGCCCAUUCACAACCUCACCUUCUUCCGCGGCAAGUUCAGCGAGAAAUUACUCGGCUGCAUCCUACGUAACGUGCAGGGCUCGGCGGUGCUCAACCUGACGCUGGACUCCAUUGACUUCGCCCGCUCGCCCAACGGCAGCGUCGACCUGCCCGACGUCUCGGGGCUGCGGCUCGAGCGCCUCGCCCUGAGGGAGAUCAGCAACCCAGACGUGCUGGUGUUCAACCGGGGCUUCGGCUGGCUGGCCGGCGUCCGCACGCUGCUCAUCAACCAGAUCAGUUUUAACUACGUUCCGUGCGGGGCAUGGCGGGAGCUGAAGCGGGCGCAGCUGAUCGACAUCUCCCGCAACGGACUGCGCGAUGACUACAUCUACAACCGGCGCUGCCACUACGUGGGCACCAUGCAGAAUCUGGAGGAAUUCCGCCUUGCCACAAACCUGAUCAGUAGCCUGCGGCUCGUGGCUCUGCUGACGGUCAGAUGGCCGCUCCUCACCACCAUUGACCUCAGCUACAACCAGAUCGUCGGCUGCGAGCCGCCCUGCAUCUGGGGCCCGACCCUGAUCCGUCUCGUUCUGCACCAUAACCCGGCCGGCCCCUCCACGUUCGCCUGCCUGCCCUUCACCCUGCGCUACCUCGACUUGUCCCACUGCCAGUUGGAGCGGCUGGAACCCGGCUGGUUCGCUCGCGCCUCCAACCUCAGCACGCUGCUGCUCAGCGGCAACCGCCUGAAGUUCAUCCCGGCCGACUGGUCGGCGCCCGGCCUGCAGAGGCUGGAGCUAGACGGCAACUCAUUUGGGGCCAUCGGGCCCGGCACCUUUCGCCUGAUGCCCCAGCUCAGGACUCUGGGCGCCGGCGACAACCCCUACCACUGCACCUGCGACCUGCAUCGCUUCGUUUCCGAGGCGCGCUCCGGGCGGCUGCGACUGCUGGGCUGGCCCGCCCGCUACGUCUGCUACUACCCACCCGAGCUGGUCGACACCCAGCUGGCCGACUACUCGCCGGGUCGCCUGCGCUGCGAGGUGUGGCUGGCGCUGGUGAUCUCUGUCUCGGCCACGGCGCUGCUGGCGGUGGGCACCACGCUUCUCUGCUGGCGCUACGACCUGCCCUGGUAUGUUCGGGCCACCUGGCAGGUGGUGCGCUCCCGCUACCGCAGGUCAGAGAGGUCCCGGGAUCCCGCCGGGUGCCGCUCCCCUCCAGCCUUCCAUGCCUUCGUCUCGUACAGCCGGGCAGAUGCAACCUGGGUGCGGGAGCAGCUGCUAGCACGGCUGGAAGGGGGUCGGAGCCCAUACAGGGUCUGCAUCCACGAGCGGGACUUCACCCCGGGCCGCUGGAUCAUCGACAACAUAAUCGAGAACAUGGAAGGCAGCCGCAAAGUCCUCUUCGUUCUCUCCCGCAGCUUCGUGGACAGCGAGUGGUGCAACUACGAGCUGUACUUCGCGCACCAACGGCCGCUGAGCCGUUCCCUGCACGACACUGUUCUCCUGCUGAUGGAGCCAAUCUGUCCCCGCUCUCUGCCCAGCCGCUUCUGCCGUCUCCGCCGCCUCCUCGACUCCCGCACCUACCUGGAGUGGCCCUCCGAGCCCAGCCGCCAGCCCUUCUUCUGGGCCCAGCUCAGAAACCUACUGGGUAAGCCCGAGGACGUGGCAUCCUCCCCAGCGCCCCAGCCCAGCUGAUCCUUCCCCUUCCCUUUUCGUCCCGCGGGGAUGUCUACAGGAAGCUCCGGAAGGUCUCCAUCACCACCUCCCGUAGCGGGUACAGCAAACUGCUCCUUCGGCCCAAACUUGUAUCCUCUGAGCUAAUCCCGUUGGACCCAUGUUCCUCUCAACUUUUGCCAUCCAUCUUGCUGUCCGAGUUGCAGUUGUACCUGCCUCCAAUGCCAGGCUCGACAUAUUGCGAGGAAUAGGUAACAGGAAGCAAGGAACAGUGAAGAACCUUAUUUUGCGCGCAUCCAGGCAGAUCGUUUUCUUACGCAGUGUAUUGAGAUGGUACAAGGGGAAAAGCAACAAGAGACUGCAGGAUAAAAUGUUACAGUUGCAGAGAAAGUGUGGUGCAGGCAGACAAUACGGAGGUAGAUCCUGAGGUGAAAGGUACAUCUUAUCCAUUCAGUAACAGUGAGAGAGUUCUUGGGCCUCGUGUAUGUACUGUAUCUGGAUGGGCAGUGCUGUGGACAGUGUAGAAGCUAGUCUAAGGAUGCAAAGAUGGGCAAAGAAACGGCAGAUACAGUUUAAUCUGGCCAAAUGUGAACGUUGGGGGGCGGGGGAGGUCAAUUGUAAAAGCACUGUACAGUGUUAAUGGAAAGACCCUUAACGGUGUUGUUAAGCAGAGGGAUCUUCAGGUUCAAGUCCAUUGGUCCCCGAAAGUGGCAGCACAGGUUGAUACGGUCAUGAAGAACGGCAUUUGGCACUCUUCCCUUUAUUAGUCGGGACACUGAGUUCAAGAGUUGAGAAGUUCUGUUCUUGCUUUAUAAGACUCCAGUUAAGCCGCAUCGGGAGUAUAGCAUACAGUGUGUAUUGGAAAGAUGUGCAGGUUCACAAGGUUACUGCAUGGAUUACAGGCUACGGAGAGUUUAGGUAAUUUUGGGUUGGUAUCUCUGGAGCGGAGGAAGCUGAAGGGAGGUUUGUAAGAUCGUGAGAGGCAUAAACAGAGUAGACACACGCCAUCUUUUUUUCCAGGGUUGAAAUGUCUAAUACUGGAGAUGGUGGGGGGGGGGUGGGGGUAAAUUUUUACAGAGUGGUGGGUGCCUGGGGUGAAUGCAUCAGAAGGAGGUGUGAAUACAGGUUGGUGAGUGAGGGGACACGUGAGACACAGAAUCUAAUGAGAAUCCUGGAGUUCCCCAGCAGGCUGAAUGCUCUCUUUGGAGAGGAAGGAGCAGUUGAUUGCUCGGUCAAUGGUAAUUGGAUUGUUAUUGUCAUACGUUACAGUGCACCGCUCCGAGUCUCCCGGACCUUUGCCCUGUCACAGAGAUCCUCCCACCGCCCCUCCCAUGUCUCUGCCUAGUGCACAGAGAGUGAAUCCUUCUGUGGCCGUUUACACCGAACACCAGUUUUGAGGGGGUGGCUGGGGGACCGUAGCGCGGUGGAGAUGGGCGAGGCACAACUCUUGCUCUGCCCGGGUGAAGAGGACAUAAUUGAGGCGCUUCUUUGACCACAUAAGCCUUGGCGGUCCUCUCCCUGUGCCCAGUGUGGGGGCGCGGUAGACUGAAGUCCAUGAACUCCCUGCCUGCGGUUCCUCACCCCACAGACGCUGCUCGGCAUCUGCAAGUUUUAAACUUGCUGCGGAGGGAGGGAACUCCGACAGACAAAUUCUCCACCUUCUUCUGCUCUCUGGCGGUGGAGGGGCCCCAGUGUAGUAUUACCUCUGUUGCUGUGGAUUUCCAGCAUCUGUGGAAUCCCUUGUGUGUAUAAUGCUUGUUAU